This is a messenger RNA of Hibiscus syriacus, 474 nucleotides long. RefSeq names its product LEAF RUST 10 DISEASE-RESISTANCE LOCUS RECEPTOR-LIKE PROTEIN KINASE-like 2.2. NCBI's taxonomy places the organism in Eukaryota, Viridiplantae, Streptophyta, Magnoliopsida, Malvales, Malvaceae. Gene Ontology annotation, biological process: protein phosphorylation. The coding region runs from base 1 to 474 and encodes 157 amino acids. Gene Ontology annotation, molecular function: protein kinase activity; ATP binding. The record is from RefSeq and is a predicted model, not a curated record. The transcript has a single exon.
AUGCAUGAUUUCAUGCCAUUGUAUGGAAGAAGUGAAACAACGGGAUAUAUGGCACCUGAAUUGAUGAUUUCAAGGGAUUUCAAGGCCAUGUCAUGCAAAUCUGAUGUUUACAGUUUUGGAAUGAUAAUGCUAGAAAUGGCAUGCGGAAGAAGGCAUGGCGAUGUCGAUGCAAUCAAUUCAAGCAAAGUGCAUUUUCCUACCUGGGUCUAUGAACUAAAUGCGAGGGGAGAUUUAGAGUUAGAGAACCUGACAGAAAGUGAUGCCAUAAUAUCCCGAAAGUUGUUCAUAAUCGGAUUAUGGUGCACUCAAACUCGGCCAUCGGAACGCCCCUCCAUGACCAGAGUCCUGGAAAUGUUACAAACGAACCUCGAUGACCUGGAAAUGCCUCCCAAACCAAUCUUGGCUGAAUACCUGCGUGAAUCGGAUUCUCCAAAAGAGAUGCUGUUACCUGAGACAGUGGAGAGAAGCUCAUAG